Messenger RNA from Aspergillus saccharolyticus JOP 1030-1, 1464 nucleotides. Its product is annotated as putative MFS transporter. The coding region runs from base 1 to 1464 and encodes 487 amino acids. The record is from RefSeq and is a predicted model, not a curated record. Lineage: Eukaryota; Fungi; Ascomycota; Eurotiomycetes; Eurotiales; Aspergillaceae. Gene Ontology annotation, biological process: transmembrane transport. The transcript has 6 exons. Gene Ontology annotation, molecular function: transmembrane transporter activity.
AUGGUAACGCAAUUUGAUCCAAAGCUCUAUCCCCGUCGGGUGCGAUAUGCCGCCCUUCUGACGGUCAAUGUCUUUGUCUUUAUGGGGAAUAUGUACUCGUCCGGCAUAGCGACAGGGUUUGAGUCACUAGCCAUGGACUUGCACGUCAGCUAUCAGAAGCUCGCCGAUCUGAUCUCGUGGUCUGUUCUCAGCAUGGGCCUUGCCAACCUCUUCUGGAUGCCACUGGCCUUGACAUUCGGCAAGCGACCGAUAGUGCUGAUAUCCAUGGCGAUGUUUGUGGCGGGGAUCAUCUGGACGGUGGUGGCGAAGGAUUACAACAGUUUAAUGGGGGCUAGAGUGUUUGCAAGCUUCGGCUAUGGUUCGAUUGAGUCAUUAGGACCGAGUAUCCUCGCUGACAUGUUCUACGAGCGCAACUACUCCAGCGCAAUGGCCAUGUACGCCCUCUUCCUCUCCGCCGGCUCUCAGGUUGGCCCGAUGAUUGCAGGCUACCUUGUCGCUGCCCGCGGCUGGCGGUGGUUUUUCAUUGUAUGCUUGAUCGUGGCGGCGGUCAACCUGGUCACAACCUUCUUUUUCCUCCCCGAGACCAUGUACGAGUCCGACCGCGAAGAGGAGCAGGAUGACGAAAUGCAAGGAAAGAACGAGGUCAUCCACAGUCAUAUCGAGAGUCUGCCCACGUCAGCGACGCGGCAAGCCCGCGAGGCCCAGCCAUUCUCCUACAACGAGUACUGGAAGGGGCUGUUCCGACUCGGUAUCUCGACGGAAGCCCGACAGAAAGGCGUGCUCCGGUUCCUGGGGUACGCAGCCUGGCUCCCGAUUCCCAUGCUGUUGCUCCCAGGAGUAUUACUGGCUUCGAUGAUGUAUGGAGUGGUACUUGGCGCCGUCGUCUCAAUCUCCACCCUCUCCUCCUCCAUCUUCAGCGCCCCGCCCUACCUUUUCUCCUCGGGUGCCCUCGGCCUCUGGACGCUCGGCAGCUUCAUCGGCAUCAUCGUCGUCGCCCCACUCGCCGGCCCCCUCACCGACGCCCUCUCCCAGUACCUCCGCCGCCGCAACAACGGCAUUCACAAGCCCGAACACCGCCUGCCCGCGCUCAUCGUCCCCUUCUGCAUCGCCCCCGUUGGGCUCGUGGUCUUCGGCUACACCACCGCCCACGCCAUGCACUACGCCCUCCCCGCCUUGGGGUCCGCCAUGGCCGCCGCCGGCCUCACCCUCGUUCCCUCCGUCAUGCUCUCGUAUGUGGUCGACUCGUACCCGCACGCCAGCGGCGAGGCGCUCGUGCUGGUCAACGUGAGCAAGAACGUUGUGGCCUUUGGGUUGAGUAAGGGGUCGGUGGAUUGGAUGAUGCGCCAGGGGCUGGCGAGGAUGUUUUAUGAGUUUGCGGGCAUUCAGUGGGCGGUGCUGGCGUUGGGGGCGCCGUUGUUUUUCCUGGGGCCGUGGCUGAGGAAGCGUACGGCUAGGUAUUUUUGA